This is a messenger RNA of Acanthosepion pharaonis, 1581 nucleotides long. The record is from the annotation of a GenBank genome assembly. NCBI's taxonomy places the organism in Eukaryota, Metazoa, Mollusca, Cephalopoda, Sepiida, Sepiidae.
AUGCGGGCACCGGUACCGAUACAACAUUGGGUUAGCCCUGUACGAUUUCUAACUGAUGAGAAUGGACAACUGGCGGAUGACAGUAACGCCUUCCCUCUGCUCACGUAUAUUCCCUUAAAACCUUUUCUUUAUGACACAUAUCGGUUUUGCUCGCAUCCCAGUGGCUCUGCUUCAACACCUUUGACCAAAGGCCAGCAACAGCUGGACACUAAUGACCCGUUGAUGGAUAUCUUUUUAUCACCAUAUCUUCGCACUUCUCACCGACAUUCUUACCAGGCCCCAGCCCCACCUUUCCUUCGGACGACAGAUUUGAUUUUUAUUGCUGGUAAUAUUUUUUUUAUCUAUCUAUCUAUCUAUCUAUCUAUCUAUCUAUCUAUCUCAGUUAGCAAUACAAGCGAAGUGGACGGGGUGUAUCUGUCCCCCAAAAUAUCAACCGUGCAAACUACGUACACUUUAAACGAGACAUUUCAUUUGACGACCCCUAGAUCCCCAGGUGGGCGGAAGACCUCGGGUAGAACGAAAAUCCGAAAGCAUUACCGAAAGCAGAUCCACCAAUUAUUGUCGAAACUACUUGGAAACGGUCGAAUCGGGAACGAUGAGAACGACCGGCCAGAAGCUAGAAAUGGGACCGAUCAAAACCCGAAGAAAAAAUCCGGACGACCGAAGUAUCGCGUCCGUCUUCCGGGGCGGCGCAGGAAAAAAAACCGAAACACACAUAGGAAAACUUCACCUCAGCGAUCAGGCGCAGCGUCGAGGGGCGAGAAGAGACGGGAUCGGUUGAAAAUCAAUUCUACGGGUGACAGGAGAGGUCGAACAAAGCUGUUCGAUUGCAAAAGAAAAGGUGAAUGUAGUCGUGACAAGACGCAAAAUGAAACCGGCGUUAAACGAGCCAAUACUUCCACGUCACCCAGAACGCGGAACCAACAAAUGGGAAUCGGCGGUAAUCGAAACAAGCAAGUCGGAACCGUUGCUGGUCAGAGUUCGCGUCUUGAAAUGGAAGUUAAGCGAAGAAAUAUCACGACCCAGUCGAGGCUCGUUGAUGGAAACAAGAGAACUUUUAACUUGUCAACGCAAUCAAUCAACACGGACAGACGAGGGAGAGUGAAUGAGAGCUCCAAACAGAGUUCUAGUCGAGUUGAGCUUGGUGAUGAUUUAAAGCAGACGGAAAAUGUGAAGAUUUCGCCUUCCUCGCGAUCUCGUUGUUCCGAUGAAAGUAAUUUAAGAAAUCACUCGCAGAAAGAGUCUGCAAGCACCGGUCCCCACGGAAAGAAUUCAAGCCGAUCGGAACCGUGUUCAGUUACGAUGUGCAACGCAAACAAUGAUAGGACGCUGAAGCGAACGAGGCCGGAAAGCGAAGUAGAUAAUGAAGAAAAUGGCGAUGGGGACGAGGCCAAAGUCGAUAUGGGCUAUGGUGAAGAGAAUAAUGGCGAAGCUGACGACGAAGAUUACGAGUAUGACGAUGAAGCAGGCUGGAAAUCCAAUAUGGAAAGAAUAUUUGCAGAAUUUGAUCGAGAACGAAGCGAUGAACACCUUGAUACGCUUAGACACGUGAGAGGGAAUCAAAGUGAAGGUAAGUGCUAA